Molecule: messenger RNA, 810 nt
Organism: Arachis stenosperma
Lineage: Eukaryota; Viridiplantae; Streptophyta; Magnoliopsida; Fabales; Fabaceae
Exons: 1
Coding region: 1-810 (269 amino acids)
Source: RefSeq, a predicted model, not a curated record
AUGGAGAAGGAAGCCUUGAAAUCAUAUAUGCCAAAAGCACCAUUCCCUCAAAGGCUCAAAGGUGGUGCUAAAGAGAAAAAGUAUUCUAGGUUUCUGGAUACAUUUAAGUCUCUUCAUAUCAAUAUUCUAUUCAUUGAAGCCCUCCAACAAAUGCCCUCAUAUAUCAAAUGCAUGAAGGAGUUGCUAACCAAGAAGAAUCCCUUAAAGGGUGGGCAGAUAGUAGUGAUGACUAACGAGUGCAGUGCCCUCAUCCAGAAGAAUUUGCCCACAAAGAAGAAGGACCCAGGGAGUUUUCACAUCCCUUGUGCUAUAGGGGAUACAAUGAUUGACAGAGGGUUUUGUGAUCUUGAAUCGAGCAUAAAUUUAAUGCCCCUAUCUCUCAUGACGAAGCUGCAAAUCAAUGAGUUGAAAUCCACAAACAUAACCCUUCAACUAGCUGACAAAACCCAAAAACAAGCACUAAGAGUGGUUGAAAAUGUGCUGGUGAAGGUAGGGAGGUACUUUCUCCCUACAGACUUUGUUGUUCUUGAGAUGGAAGAAAGCUAUCUUCGUCCAAUCAUUCUGGGGAGACCAUUCUUGGCCACAGCUAGAGCACUCAUAGAUGUUGAACAAGGGGAGUUAAUAUUGAGAAUACAUGAUGAACAACUCACAUUUCAUGUCUUCAAGCCCUCACAUGAAUCUGAACAAGAUAACAAAGACCUGAAGGAUGAUCAUAAGGAAGCAUUCUUGGAGGAAACAAGUAGUGAAUCACAGGCAGAGCCUCUGAAGACAUCCUUGGUGAAAAAACAAGAAGUCCAAGUGGUACAGUAA